Manis javanica (Malayan pangolin) is the source of this 5577-nucleotide messenger RNA. It is a transcript of the gene RNF115, whose product is annotated as ring finger protein 115. Gene Ontology annotation, molecular function: ubiquitin protein ligase activity. Gene Ontology annotation, biological process: ubiquitin-dependent protein catabolic process. The record is from RefSeq and is a predicted model, not a curated record. Gene Ontology annotation, cellular component: nucleus. NCBI's taxonomy places the organism in Eukaryota, Metazoa, Chordata, Mammalia, Pholidota, Manidae.
CCUGGGGCGGGGAGGCGGGCCGCCAUCCGCGCCGCCGCCUCUCAGGCCCCGGCCGACUCACGUGACCGACGUGGGCUCUGGUGCCGCCCGCCGCACUGAAGAAGCGGCGGCAGCGGCGGUGGAAGCCGCGACCGCAGCCGACCCGUAGCGGCCUGGCGAAGAACGGGCCCACUGCCCUCUCGGACAGCCGCGGCGGGAGAGAAAAAUGGCGGAGGCCUCGGCGGCCGGGGCAGGCGCCGGCGCCGCUGUGACCGCGCACCGGUUUUUCUGCCACUUCUGCAAGGGCGAGGUCAGCCCCAAGCUACCGGAAUAUAUUUGUCCCAGAUGUGAAUCAGGCUUUAUUGAAGAAGUGACAGAUGAUUCCAGUUUUUUAGGUGGUGGUGGCAGCAGGAUAGACAAUAGCACAUCAACACAUUUUGCAGAGCUCUGGGACCAUUUGGACCACACAAUGUUUUUCCAAGAUUUUAGACCAUUUCUAAGUAGCAACCCACUGGACCAAGAUAAUAGAGCCAAUGAGAGGAUUCACCAAACUCACACUGACUUCUGGGGACCAAGUCGGCCUCCACGGCUGCCAAUGACUCGAAGAUACAGAUCUCGAGGAAGUACUCGUCCUGAUAGAUCCCCAGCUAUUGAAGGAAUAAUACAACAGAUCUUUGCAGGAUUCUUUGCAAAUUCUACAAUCUCUGGAUCCCCACACCCUUUUGCCUGGAGCGGGAUGCUGCACUCCAACCCUGGGGACUAUGCCUGGGGUCAGACAGGGCUUGAUGCCAUUGUAACCCAGCUUUUAGGACAACUGGAAAACACAGGGCCUCCCCCAGCUGACAAGGAAAAGAUCACAUCUCUUCCAACAGUGACAGUAACUCAGGAACAAGUUGAUAUGGGUUUAGAAUGUCCAGUAUGCAAAGAAGAUUACACAGUUGAAGAGGAAGUCCGGCAGUUACCCUGCAACCACCUCUUUCACAGCAGUUGUAUUGUGCCAUGGUUAGAACUGCAUGACACAUGUCCUGUAUGUAGGAAGAGCUUAAAUGGUGAGGACUCUACUCAGCAAAUCCAGAGCUCUGAGGCCUCUGCAAGCAACAGAUAUAGCAGUGAUAACCAGCUACAUGACCGAUGGACUUUCUGAAGCUAAAGACCACAUCUGAGCCAGAGCUAUGGUAGUCUUCCUACCACAGUGUAAAUUGUAUCAAAACAAAAAAUAGUAGGUGGAUUUAGGAAUUGCCUAAGAAACCCCAACCCAUAAUAUUAAUGCCUUCACUGUUUUUUCUUCUCUAAAUUUAGUUAGUAUCUACAACCACAUGUCUCUUAUUCCUAAAUUCAGAAUGAUAAUUUUAUAAGCGUGAAAGUUAAUUGUGUUGGUCCCCUGCCAGAGUAGAAUCAGUUCCUUGAAGUCUAGCUAGGGUCCUGCUAUCUGUCAUGUUACCUUGUAAUGGAUGUUUCCACUUCCUUGUCCAACCUGCACCCUACCAUUAGUAUAUUUUACAGUAAAUACAAUGGAACCAGAGCCCUAAAGUCCUUCUUUUUAAUUGUACAAAAACAUCUAUUCUCGGCCACAUUAGCCAUGAAGUGAGGGCAGAAUAAUGCAGGAAUCUGAGGCUAAUGAUUUUGUUUUGUUUUGAAUCCUCAGAAAAUCAAAGAAAAAUUAUAGUGGGAAGGAGAAAGUGGCUUAUGAUUAUACUCUUUGGUCUUCUCAUUUUAAUUUUUAAAGACUACUUCACAAGAUGCAGUUUCUGCAGAAACCAACAUGACAUGUCUCAGGAGUCUUAUGUUGGUGGCAGUCUGAUUCUGGUUCCUUUUUGGGAGUGAGCUGGGCAGCAGACAGGUACAGAAGGACAGAUAUUUGAAGUCACUGGUUUUGUGGUCUUUUAAUGACCCCCAACUCAUUUUUUACUGUCUUUUGUCCUGGAGACCUUAAAAUAAUUUCCCUCACAGAAAUAGAAAUACUUCAUUACAGCUUCUACAGCCAAUUCACUGUGUUUAGUAAUUCAUUGGUCUUCAGGAAUUAAGAUUUCACAUUUUCUCAAUUUUUCAAGAUCUUUUACAUCUCUGAAACUUUUCUGUUCUGCUUGGUUCUGGCUGUAUUUGGAAUCAAAUUGACUAUGAUGAUCAUGACCUAGGAGAAGGAGGCCUUAUCUCUUCAUUCUAAAAGUGUCCCAUGCACAUGUACAUACUCUUUGGCGCAUUUAAAUGUUUAAAGUUGAAUAAAUGAAGAAGAUCAAGAAUGUUGCUGGAACUUUUAAAGUCUCAAAAGGCAAUGAUGGGGACAUGUAACUACUGUUGGUGUACCAAUAAGGUUGACAGAAUGUUACCUUUUGUAUGGUCAUAUUAACCCUUCAUAGUUUGGAUCAGAGCAAGAGGGCCAUUCUUGGAUGAGUCUCUCUUAUGGCUAGGAGUCUUUCCUCAGUUUUGUUGACUAUCAUACACUGGUUUUGGGGUUGAGGUAUGGAGGUUAGGGAUACCAGUAUACUUGGUAGAGGAUAAAGAAAUACAGUGGGGAGAAGGUUGGAGAGUUGCUUGCUGAAUUAGUAGCCUACCUCUAAAAGUUGUGACUGUAAGGUAUGAUUCAGGUUGGGCCCAGAGGAAUUAAAAGACAUUUUCUCAUACUUCCCUCAUAUUAUACCUCUUUGGAGAUUGUUUCUUUGGAGAAUGUGAGCUAUUUGCUAUAGCUAUUGAAAUGUAGCCCCAAAAUACAUAGGUUUUGAAUGGGAGGAUGAAGAGGUUAUGGGUAGGUAAGAGGUAUAUUAUGAAUAUUUAAUUGACCAAUACUUAGAUGGAGUAAGACUAUGCUGCAGUUGGAGCACAUUGCAGUAUUCAAGUACAACGGUAUCAGAAAAAUUAUGAUAGCUGGAAAUUUUUGUCUUCCUGUUAGUUGCUUGCACCUGGAGAUGCCAGUAUAGGCAGUUGUAUUUUACUUACAGCUAUUGAACUAGAAAGGAUCCGAGUAACUUCACAAAGGGAUGGAAACAAAGUACUGGAUAGGGAUUUACCUUUUCAAUACACAGAGUAACAAAUAGCAUCAGUCUAAGUUAUCUGAAAUUUCUUCACUUUUUUUUGCUCUGAUAAGAGGAUAUGAGACUCAUUUUCUAUACGUGGACCCCUCCCACUUAAUGAAUCUGUAGUGUCUGUUCCUAGAUAGGAGGCAUCUUAAACUUUCAGGUUAAGUUAGGUUAAGGAGUGUGUUAGUCACAGUUCUCCAGAGAAACAGUUUUCCCAAUAAGGGCCAUGUGUGUGUCUGUGUAUAAAGAGAUGUAUUAUAAGUAAUAGGCUUGCAUGUCCCAAGAUUUGAUAGCACAGUUCCAGUCUAAUUCCAAAGGUCUGAGAACUUGGGAGAGCCAAUGGUAUAAGUUCCAAUCUAAAAACUGGAAGGCUUGAGAUUCAAGAAAAACUGAUGUUUCAGUUCAAAUUCAAAUUUUCCCCUUGCUAAAAGGAGUGUCAGUCUUUUUGUAUUUUCAGGCCUUCAACUGAUUGGAUGAGGCUCACUCACAUUAGGCAGGACAAUCUUCUGUACUUAGUCUACCAAUUCAGAUGUUAAUCUUACCAGAAAUGCCAACACACCCAGAAUGUUUAACCAGAUAUCUGAGCACCCCCUGGCUCUGUUAAGUUGGCGUACACAAAAUUUGCCAUGACAAGGAGGAAGAAUUGAUGCACACAGCAGAAUGGUCCUCAUCCCACUUAAGUUUUGCUAAGUAAACAAUGUGUGUGAGAAAAAUAUCUGCCUUGGUUAGAUACCUCAGUAUUAAGUAGGUUAAACAGUGGAAGAAAUGUGAAUGGGAUGAGGACCAGUUUGUUGUGUGCUUAUCUGUUUUCUUCUUAAUGUAUAUUAACCUGGAAGUCUGAGAAGCCUUCCUUUCUAAGGAACAAACAUUGCAGAUUCAUUGCUUUAGCACUAGAACAUGGCUGGGGUCAAGAGUUUAUUUCUAGGAAUGACUUGAAAGACUCUUUCUUUAUAAUGUUUUAAUCUGUAAGAAGAAGGAAUUGCUCUAGGUGGAGGAUGUGGGAAUGGCUGUAAAUUAAAUAGCUUCUUCAGCUUAUUAAAAAUUUUGUUAACAUUUGCUUGAGCAGGUGUUUAGAUGUUUUCCUUGAGCAGUACUCUCUCUGGUCCAAUAAUUCUCAAGUUAGAAGAUUUUGGGGGAAUGAUUUAUUUUUUCCCAACAAGUCUCACUUUGAUUAAAUAGUUAUUAGGAGAAAAAUUCUUUGUUUAUGUCACUGUAUUACACACUUGUGUGUGUGGUGCACAUAUGCAUGUGUGCACUUAUAUUCAUAAGUACACACCUAUAUGCACAUUUCAUAGUAGAGGAAGAAAGGAUAGAGGAGGGCACUGCGGUAGAGUUAACAAGGUUGCAGUGGAAGACUGGAGCCUCACAGUCUGAUUCUCACUGCAUACCUCAGGCCCGUGUAUUUCCACAGCUCUUUGGUAGAGGGCACUGUCGGCUUGGGCAGGUCCCCUGUUAUAUGGUGUGUGUGGCAAAGGGAUUCACUGGAGGUAGAAGCCUAGUCGUUUCUGAAGGUUGAGAAAAAGUGGAUUUGAGGAAAGGGUGUUCAUCAUCCAUUGUUUCUGUAUUAUAAUUAGUUGAACUCAAACACAGUUGUCUCUUUAAAAAUUUUUGUCUUGAUAAAUUAUUGAUACCAAAUUGAUUUUUCUCAUGACCUCCUGCAUGCUUCCAGUUUCUUUCUCUCUUGUGUCCAAGUACUAUUUCUUCAAGGAAUACAAAUUAAGUCUAUCAGUCUUAACAAAAACUAAUCAAGAGGGAAUCAUAGUUAGUGUCUGUUUUAAACAGCAACAAAAAACAGCCUCUGGAGUUUGGGGAGGUGAAGGGCACUGCGGAGUUGGAUCUAGGCAGGCCACAAACAUCUGUGAAGGAAAGACAGAUUUUAGGAGGAGGAUGAGCAGAGCUGGUGAAUAGAGAGUUGGAUAUUAGGGAAAAACCCUUUUUGGCCCAUGUGGUAUAGAGGUGGGAUUAUAAGAGUGCUGUUUGCAAGAAUAAACCAAUGAUGAUUUGGGAGUUUGGGGUGACUAGCAGGAGAGAGUACUCUUAUUGAGAGUUUUGAAAAUUAAUUUCACGUCAGAUCUGAUGCAGGAAAUCUGGAAAGAUUUGGUGGGGUGAACAUACCAGAAAUAGCUAUCCUGAAGGGAAAUUGUACCUUGCUGUAAUGUCAAUGUUUUAGCACUUAGGCUGGAAACCACAGGGCUGCCCCAAGGGUUUAAAAUGGAAUGCAUAGAAUACAAUGUUUACAACUGGAUAUUUUCCAGGAUCAAAAUAGAGCCCUUGUCUUAUCCAAAAUACAUUAUGAGUUUUGAUCUCUCAUACCUGGCGGAUAAGUGGGAUUAUAGGCAUUUGACUCUCAAGAUUUUAUACAUAUAAACUUUGUUUUGCUGAAUUACACUUAGAUGCUGUCCACAGAAGCAGUCUGUUGCCUUUCCUCUUUCAGCUGGAACACUUAGAUCUAUCUGUGAGUCGUGGGAUAUAAGCUUGUGGUUCUUUACCUUUUCUAAUAAGGUGUAGCAGUUUUAAGGUCCAAAAAUUAUCCCCCCCUCCGAAGAUGAGUUUUAUUUUUAGUAUCUUUUGAUGAAAAAAAAAA